CUGCCAGAGAACGGCAGGAAUCUGCAACAAAAACGAUGACAGGCUGAAAUACGCCCCAGUGCCAACCUCCAAAGUCUCCUGUCACCCCAGACUCUGAGGAGUUGACAGAGCCGCAGAAUUUCAACUCCAAUAGACUCAAAUGUGUUUCUGGGCCAAGAAGCAGAGCUAACAAGAGAAGAAAUUUAAAGAGUAUUGGGUAUUUGUCAAACUUUUAUUUCCUGGCUGUGUGCAAAGAGGGGAUUCAACUUCAAUUUUCGGCAAAGGCUCUGGGUCCAGCCAUCUACCAGAAGAUGAAGAAACCAGUGACUUAACCGAAGUCUCUUGGCUGGCAAAAGGCAGCUCAGGUCUAGGAAACAUGAAGACUGUGCUUUUUUUCCUGAACAUUUUGGGAACUGCAGCCGCAAUCCCGACAAAUGCAAGGUUCUUAUCUGAUCAUCCCCAGCCAACUGCUGAUUCCUUGAGUUCCGUCGAACAGGCUGAAACGUUGGUAACACCUGAUGACACUACUGUGCCCAUUUUAAGGGUUGACGAUGCAGAAAAUGACACAGAAACGGCAGUAUACGUAGAAGACCAUCCCCACCACGAGGUAAAGGCUGAAAACUCUUCAAUAAUAAAGUCAAAGGAGGAAAACCAAUCAGCAGAUCAGAACCAGAGUUACAGCCCAGAGCUUGGAUUACAGGAUGAAGAGGAAAGCAAAAGUGACUUAAGUGAGAAUUUGGAGUAUAUACCAACUGAAGGUACAUUAGACCUAAAAGAAGAUACGAGUGAGCCUCAAGAGAAAACACUCCCCGAGAACAUUGAUUUACUUGCUCAUGAUGUUAGUUCCAUUGUAGAUUCUAACCAACAAGAAAACAUCACAGAGGAAAACCAAGGACAGCCCAUAAAUGAUUCACAAUCUCAGUUGAACAGGAGCAGCAUAUAUGGCCAUGACCUAAGUGAUCAAGGAAACCAAGAGCAGGAUCCAAACAGUCCCAAUGGAGAAGCGGAAGAGGAAGAAGAGCAAGGUGAAGUUGGUACCCACAAUGAUAACCAAGAAAGGGAAAGAGAAUUUUCGGAGGAGCAUCCUAGCAGGAAGCAGGAAGAAGCCAAUACGCAAUCUGAUGAUAUUUUGGAAGAGUCCAAUCAACCAACUCAAGUAAGCAAGAUGCAGAAAGAUGAAUUUGAGCAGGGUCACCAAGAACAAGAAGAUGGUAACUCUCAUGAAGAGAUGGAAGAGGAAACUUCAUCAAAACUCGAAAAGCACAAUCAAGAUACUGAACAGCAGAGCCAAGAGGGAAAACCUGGCCUUGAAGUUAUCAACAACCCUGAGGAGACAGAUAAAAAGACUGUUUCUGAGGCUUUGCUCACAGAUCCUACUGAUAAUGGUGAUGAUGGCCCCAGACAUGGUGCAAGUGACAGCUACUUCAUCCCAAGUGAGGCCUUCCAUGAGGAUGAAAAAGCUACUUCCAAUUACCAUCACAUCAAAUAUGAGGAGCAAAGAGAAAGAACACAUGAAAAUGUGAAUGCCAAAAGAGCAGAGCUCUCACCAAAUGAAGAUGAAAGUUCAAGCGAAGUCAACGUGAGGUUGUACGGUGUUGAUUCUUGCAUGAACUUCCAGUGUAAGAAAGGACACAUGUGUAAGGCUGACCAACAAGGAAAACCUCACUGUGUUUGCCAAGAUCCAGUGACUUGUCCUCCUACAAAAGUCCUUGAUCAAGUUUGUGGCACCGACAAUCAGACUUAUGCUAGCUCCUGUCAUCUGUUUGCUGCUAAGUGCAGACUGGAGGGAACCAAAAAGGGGCACCACCUGCAGCUGGAUUAUUUUGGAGCCUGCAAAUCUAUUCCCACUUGUACGGACUUUGAAGUGACUCAGUUUCCUCUAAGGAUGAGAGACUGGCUCAAGAAUAUUCUCAUGCAGCUUUAUGAGUCUAACCCUGAACAUGCUGGAUAUCUAAAUGAGAAGCAGAGAAAUAAAGUCAAGAAAAUUUACCUGGAUGAAAAGAGGCUCUUGGCUGGGGACCAUUCCAUCGACCUUCUCUUAAGGGACUUUAAGAAAAACUACCACAUGUAUGUGUACCCUGUGCACUGGCAGUUUAGUGAACUUGACAAACAUCCUAUGGACAGAGUCUUGACACAUUCCGAGCUUGCUCCUUUGCGAGCAUCUCUGGUGCCCAUGGAACACUGCAUAACUCGCUUCUUUGAGGAGUGUGACCCCAACAAAGAUAAGCACAUCACCCUGAAGGAGUGGGGCCACUGCUUUGGAAUUAAAGAAGAAGACAUAGAUGAAAAUCUCCUGUUUUGAAUUCAGAUCUGAAAGAAUUCAAACUUUCCAGCAUCUUCCUCUGUUCUGACCACUUCUGAAAUAUAUGCAGCUAUGAUACUUGUAGAGUUAUAUUUAGUAAAACAUUUGCAUGUCAAGGAAGACAAUGAGAAUAAUUGCUUGAUAACAGUAUAUGCACCAGGCAUUUAACAUUAACUUUGGAAAAUAAACUUUAAAAUUAAGUAUAAUCGAUAUAUGCAAAAUACUGUAUACUGUUUGUGAAUAGGAGUUUAACUCAUCACUCAGCACUCAUUUAUGAAAUACUGAUUUCUAAAACUCGAAAACAUAAUAUGGCCAUUUUGUCCAGAAUACCACAUGCAUGUCAAGAAAAUGGAUUAAUGCUCUUUUGUUGUGAAUGUGUAUUAUUUUCAAUAUCUUAAUAUCCUAAUAAAAAUUCAUAAAAGUCCAAAUGUUUAUUCAA
This is a messenger RNA of Rhinolophus ferrumequinum (greater horseshoe bat), 2720 nucleotides long. It is a transcript of the gene SPARCL1, whose product is annotated as SPARC like 1. The record is from RefSeq and is a predicted model, not a curated record. NCBI's taxonomy places the organism in Eukaryota, Metazoa, Chordata, Mammalia, Chiroptera, Rhinolophidae. Gene Ontology annotation, biological process: anatomical structure development. Gene Ontology annotation, molecular function: collagen binding; calcium ion binding; extracellular matrix binding. The transcript is spliced from 12 exons. Bases 356 to 2281 code for a protein of 641 amino acids.